Hypanus sabinus (Atlantic stingray) is the source of this 1305-nucleotide messenger RNA. RefSeq names its product inorganic pyrophosphatase-like. The record is from RefSeq and is a predicted model, not a curated record. Gene Ontology annotation, molecular function: inorganic diphosphate phosphatase activity; magnesium ion binding. Lineage: Eukaryota; Metazoa; Chordata; Chondrichthyes; Myliobatiformes; Dasyatidae. The transcript is spliced from 11 exons. Gene Ontology annotation, cellular component: cytoplasm. The coding region runs from base 101 to 967 and encodes 288 amino acids. Gene Ontology annotation, biological process: phosphate-containing compound metabolic process.
CGGAGUCUAUGGGAAGUGGGCGGUGUCGGCGGAAGUGAGCACAAAACCCAACGGUGAGCGCAGAGCGGAUCGGAGCGGAGCGGAGACGUGAGCCGGCGCCAUGUACCGGGUGGAGGAACGGGGCGGAGAGUACACCAGCUCCUACAAGCUGUAUUUCCGCAAUGCUCAGGGUCAGAUGAUUUCUCCUUUCCAUGAUAUCCCACUUUGGGCUUCAGAGUCACAGAAUGUGUUUAACAUGGUUGUGGAGGUUCCUCGCUGGACCAAUGCAAAGAUGGAGAUUGCAACAAAGGAACCAUUGAAUCCAAUCAAACAAGAUGUUAAAAAGGGGAAAAUGCGAUUCGUGGCAAAUAUUUUCCCCUAUAAAGGAUAUAUUUGGAACUAUGGGGCUCUUCCACAGACAUGGGAAGACCCUAACCAUAUUGAUGACUUGACUCGAUGUCGUGGAGACAAUGAUCCUAUUGAUGUCUGUGAAAUUGGGACCAAAGUGUGUAAAAGAGGUGAGGUUAUCCAGGUAAAAGUUCUGGGUAUCCUGGCAAUGAUUGAUGAAGGUGAAACUGACUGGAAGAUUAUUGCAAUUAAUACUGAAGAUGCUGAUGCAGAUAAAUUUAAUAAUAUUGAUGAUGUGAGAAGGCUAAAGCCAGGCUAUCUGGAGGCCACCGUUGACUGGUUCAAGCGAUACAAGGUGCCUGAUGGAAAACCCGAAAACCAGUUUGCAUUCAAUGGUGAAUUCAAGGAUAAGGACUUUGCCAUUAAAGUGAUCAAAGACACACACACAUUUUGGGAAGCUUUGAUAAAGAAAACAUCCUCUGAUGGAGAAAUUAACUGUACAAACACAACUGUAUCUGGAAGUCCCUUCAUGUGUUCUGAAACAGAUGCUACUGCUCGUAUAGAAAAUUUACCAGAAUGUGGAUCAGGUGAUUCGGCGUCAGUGGAUGUGAACAACUGGUGGUUUGAGAAAAAGAAAUGAGUGAAGAACUUAUUGCUGCUGUAAUCCAAAUUAUUCACCUGCUAUGUUAUCUCUAACCAUAUAACAAUCACAGCACGGAAACAGGCCAUCUCGGCCCUCCUAGUCCGUGCCGAACUCUUAAUCUCACCUAGUCCCACCUACCCCGCACUCAGCCCAUAACCCUCCACUCCUUUCCUGUCCAUAUACCUAUCCAAUUUUACCUUAACUGACACAACUGAACUGGCCUCUACUACUUCUACCAGAGCGUUGAAGGAAAUGUGAAGAUGACUACUAAGUGUACAUCUGUGAUGAGUAGUAUUUUGAUAUUUUAAUUGCCCAAUAAAUAUUCAUGAUCUGUC